GUUCCAUUCUCUUAAAAUAAUUGAUUUUCGUCUUUUCUUUCUACAUUUCUCCAACUCUUCGCUGCUUGUCUACGCGACCCUGCUCGUCGAUUUCUGCCGGUGGAUCCCUCGCUCUCCCCGGAUUUUCGUCCAAGGUCUGUUUUCCUACUUGCUGUUCAGAUUCCAGAUAAAAGAAUACGCACUACUGGUUUUCUUUUUUCUGAAGAAUAAUGUUCGGAAGCAACCCUUUUGGGCAGUCGUCUAGUAGCCCAUUUGGGUCUCAACCUGUUUUUGGGCAAACUAGCAGCGCUACUAACAAUCCUUUUGCCCCUAAACCUUUUGGUGGCAAUACUAGCCCUUUUGGUUCGCAGACAGGGGGUUCUAUUUUUGGCGGCAUGUCUACUGGUGUUUUUGGUGCCCAAUCUUCUUCUCCUUUUGGAUCCACUUCUGUUUUUGGUGCUUCCUCAUCACCUGCUUUUGGAAGUGCAACCCCAACCUUUGGAGCUUCCACAGGGUCUGCAUUUGGAAACACAUCUUCAGCAUUUGGUGGGUCCUCAGUAUUUGGACAGAAGCCCGCAUUUGGUGGUUUUGGAUCUAAUACUACUCAAUCAAGUCCUUUUGGUGGUUCAUUCCAGCAAUCACAGCCUGCCUCUGGGAGCAAUUUAUUUGGCUCAUCAACACCUUUUGGUGCUCCUAGUCAACCUGCCUUUGGUGCGUCAAGUAGUCCUGCAUUUGGGGCACCCAGUACUCCAGCUUUUGGUGCAACUAGCACCCCUGCCUUUGGUUCUACUGCAAGCCCAACAUUUGGCAGCACAAGUGGUGGCUUUGGUGCGUCAAGUUCUCCUUUUGGAUCAAGCACUCCAGCAUUUGGUGCUUCUUCCACUCCAUCAUUUGGGGCUUCUAGCACGCCAGCUUUUGGCGCCACAGCUUCUCCUGCUUUUGGUGCAACAAGCAGUCCGGCUUUUGGUGCCACAACCACUUCUGCAUUUGGUGCUUCAAGUACUCCGUCAUUUAAUUUCGGAUCAAGUCCUGCAUUUGGCCAAUCAACAUCCGCAUUUGGCCAAUCAACUUCUGCAUUUGGAAGUAGUCCAUUUGGUGCAACAUCAUCCUUUGGAGCUCAAAGUACUUCAUUUGGAGCUCAGACUACAACGCCUGCAUUUGGUAACUCAGGAUUUGGCCAGACUGCUUUUGGAGGGCAACGGGGCGGGAGUAGAGUAACUCCAUACUCAGCAACACCCGAGACAGAUGGUGCCACAGGUACACAGCCUGCUGGAAAGCUAGAAUCUAUCUCAGCCAUGCCGGUCUAUAAAGAUAAAAGCCAUGAAGAACUUAGAUGGGAGGACUACCAGUUAGGAGAUAAAGGAGGGCCAGCUCCUGCCGGUCAGGCUACUGCUGCUCCUGGAUUUGUUGCUCCAUUUUCAGCCACACCUACUCCUUCAUUUGGCCAGUCAUCCACAAAUCCCUUUUCAUCUUCAACACCUUCCAAUCUAUUCGCUCCUAAAACACCAGCGUUUAACAAUUCAGGCUUUGCACCUUCAACUGGUUCUGCCUUUAGUUCUUCACCUUUUGGAACAUCAAAUACAACUAACCCUUUUGGCUCUACAUCAUCAACAACAACAACCUCCUUAUUUGGUGCAGCUCAACCAUUUGGAGCCAAUACCUCUUCUUCUCUUUUUAACUCUUCAAGCCCAUCUCCUUUCGGAUCACCAUCUAUUUUUGGGUCUUCAUCAUCACAGGGGACUGGAACUGCAUUUGGUACCAGCUUGGGGUUUGGUAACACUCAGUCUUCCCCAUUAUUCCAGUCAACGACACCUACACUUGGACAGAGUAGUUCACCUUUUGGACAGACAACUGCAUUUGGUCAAACUACCUCAGGUUUUGGUCAGUCAAAUUUGUUUCCUACACCCUCUACGGGUUUUACUGGCAAUCUGUUUGCAAGCAGUUCAUCACUGCCAAGCAGCACUGGUGGCGCCUUGGGAUUUGGUCAAACAACUCCUUCUAUUUCUACUCCAUUUCAAUCGGCACAGCCGGCUCCUGGGAGCUUCAACUUCAGCAAUUUUGGCCAGUCACAAGCAGCUGCUCCAAGUGGCUUUACUGGCACCCCUGGCAUGUUCAGCAAUACUGCUUUUGGACAAGCGCCAGGCACGCAAACCGCAGUUGCUGCACAAGCAGCUCCCAUUACAAAUCCCUUUGGAACUUUACCUACAAUGCCUCAAGUGUCAAUUGGUCGCGCGGGGAUUUCCCCUUCUGUUCAGUAUGGGAUUUCUAGCCUGCCAGUUGUUGAAAAACCAGUUCCUGUAAGAAUAUCCUCUCUUUUAACAUCUCGACACCUCUCCCAAAGGCGUGUAAAGCUUCCAGUUAGGAAAUAUCACCCUAAAUCCAAUGGCCCAAAGGUGCCUUUCUUUAAUGAUGAUGAAGAAACAGCAAGCACACCAAAAGCAGAUGCUCUGUUUGUGCCAAGGGAGAAUCCAAGAGCUCUAGUGAUCCGUCCACUGGAACAGUGGCAUUCUAGAUCCAGUGCAGAGAAAACAAAGACCACUGGCACUCCCAUGCGUGAAAAUGGUGAGCUUCAUGAUGAUGGCUACAAUUCCAUGAAUGGGAACAGGAACAAAGAUGCUUCCCCAAGAGAAGAUUCGGUGGAAAAUGGCCUGGCUAAAGAACAAGCCAAUCCUGUAAAAGGGAACCAGAAAGCUAAUGGUGUCCAUAAUGGUCUUUCCACAGAGAAAGGUGACUCAUACAUAACUCUUACAGGGCAUCGAGCUGGUGAAGCUGCUAUAGUUUAUGAGCAUGGAGCUGGAAUUGAGGCGCUGAUGCCAAAGCUCCGCCACUCUGACUAUUAUACCGAGCCACGGAUCCAGGAGUUGGCUGCAAAGGAAAGGGCUGAGCCAGGCUAUUGUCGCCAUGUGAAGGAUUUUGUAGUGGGAAGGCAUGGAUAUGGUAGCAUCAAGUUCUUUGGGGAAACUGAUGUGCGGAGGCUAGAUCUCGAGUCUCUGAUCCAAUUCAACAAUCGUGAGGUGAUAGUUUACAUGGAUGAGAGCAAGAAACCCCCCGUUGGACAAGGUCUGAACAAGCCUGCUGAGGUUACACUCCUAAACAUAAAAUGCUUCGAUAAGAAGACAGGUCAGCAAUAUGUGGAGGGGCCAAGAAUCGGCAAGUACAAAGAGAUGCUGAAAAGAAAAGCUGAGGAUCAAGGUGCCGAGUUUGUUUCUUAUGAUCCAGUGAAAGGAGAAUGGAAGUUCAGAGUCAACCAUUUCAGUGCAUAUAAGCUUGGCGAUGACGAAGAUGAAAGUUGUGAAAACGUGCUUACUUGUUUUAGUUGACGCAAGAGUAUGUGUGUUUUGUUUGUGAAAAUGCUAGUAGUGUGUUGGUAAGUUUGGUUUGAGUUAGCAACUUUUGUAUUAAGUUUUCACUAGUAAUGUUUCAGUUAAACCUUUGGUUCAUUGUUGUUUAGUUUCUACCUUUUUUGGAGAAAGAAUUAUAAGAUACUCUUUCCCAUGACAA
Messenger RNA from Salvia hispanica, 3480 nucleotides. RefSeq names its product nuclear pore complex protein NUP98A-like. Lineage: Eukaryota; Viridiplantae; Streptophyta; Magnoliopsida; Lamiales; Lamiaceae. Gene Ontology annotation, molecular function: RNA binding; structural constituent of nuclear pore. Gene Ontology annotation, biological process: post-transcriptional tethering of RNA polymerase II gene DNA at nuclear periphery; protein import into nucleus; RNA export from nucleus. The record is from RefSeq and is a predicted model, not a curated record. Gene Ontology annotation, cellular component: nuclear pore cytoplasmic filaments; nuclear pore.